Molecule: messenger RNA, 8701 nt
Organism: Athalia rosae (coleseed sawfly)
Lineage: Eukaryota; Metazoa; Arthropoda; Insecta; Hymenoptera; Athaliidae
Gene: Tor
Product: serine/threonine-protein kinase mTOR
Exons: 7
Coding region: 403-7737 (2444 amino acids)
Biological process (GO): negative regulation of macroautophagy; TOR signaling; protein phosphorylation
Cellular component (GO): TORC2 complex; TORC1 complex; nucleus
Molecular function (GO): protein serine/threonine kinase activity; protein-containing complex binding; protein binding
Source: RefSeq, a predicted model, not a curated record
ACGAAAAUUAAUUAUUUGUUUGCAACAAGACAAUAAUGCUCAAUGUAGUUCUACCGGUAAAAACUAGAUAGAGCUUCUAGGAAGUCGGAAGCUGUGCGUACAAGGGUAGGGUGGAUGCAGGGUAGCCGGAACGAAAUUAAAUCCCACGACGUGUUGGGUAGGUAUACGUACGUAACGUAUACCCGUAGAUACAUGUAUGUGCCGUAAUAGCCACGGCGAGCAAACUUACGUAUUUGUUUGAGAAUUUUAUAAAGAUGCCGUUCUUCUCGGACGCUACAAGUGCUUCUGAAUUUGAUAUAAUUGAUUUUUGAGCAAAAUGGGUGUUUUCUAAAUACGCGAUGCAUCUGUGAGUUUCCGACCAUCUGUAAUUGAACGUGAAAGUGUAAAACGUAAGUCAGAAAAAUGACGAACUCUCUGGUGCUAGACUUUGUUCAUCGUCUCAAAUCGCGGCAUGAAGAAGUCCGAAUUAAGGCAGCACGCGACUUGUGCCUUUAUGUUACGACAGAAUUACGCGAAGCUUCUCAAGAAGAGCUUACAGCAUUUAUGGAUGAAUUUAAUCAUCACAUAUUUGAAAUGGUUUCUGGCUCGGACAUGAAUGAGAAAAAGGGAGGUAUACUGGCAAUAGUAUGCUUGAUCGGUGCCGAUGUGGGUAACAUUAGUACUCGUACUAUAAGGUUUGCUAAUUACCUAAGAAAUUUGCUGCCAUCUAAUGACGUAGGAGUAAUGGAAUUGGCUGCUAAGACUGUCGGCAAGUUAGCACUAGUCUCUGGUACUUAUACUGCGGAAUAUGUUGAGUUUGAAGUGAAACGUGCAUUUGAAUGGCUUGGGGGAGAUAGACAGGAGGGAAAACGACAUGCUGCUGUUCUUGUGCUGAGAGAAUUAGCAGUCUCUAUGCCAACAUAUUUUUUUCAACAAGUCUCUCCUUUUUUUGAUCUAAUAUUCAACGCAAUAAGGGAUCCUAAGCCACUGAUUCGAGAAGCAGCUUCAGAGGCACUUAGAGCUGCAUUAGUAGUGACUGCCCAAAGAGAAUCUGCUAAACAGAUGCACAAGCCACAGUGGUACAAGGAAUGUUUUCAGGAAGUUUUACAGUGCUUUAAUGAUACGGAUGUCAAGGGAAGAGGAUCUAAUAAAGAUGCUGGGAUUCAUGGCUCUCUUUUGGUCUUGAAUGAGCUUUUGAGAUGCAGUAAUGCUCGAUGGGAAAGGAACUAUGAGGCCUUAAUGGAGAGAUUGAAUUGUCCUUCUCAACAAAUUGAUGAUGAUAUUCUAUCACUAAUGCCUCGUCUCAAAACUGCUAUUGUACCUAACUGGAAUGGAUCCGUUCCAAGUCGAUCUAAUCACCAGCACACAAUUCAUCCUGUCCAUGAAUCUGCUGCUUGUCGUAGUUUGAUGCAAGAAGGUAUAGAUAAUAUCUAUGUUGAUGUUAUGAACCAAAAAGCGUCGAGAAAUCCUCAUAUACAGCAUGCCCUGAUGAUGCUUAUACCUAGGCUUGUUGCUUUCAAUAAAGAGAAAUUUGAUAAACAUCAUCUGGCACAGAGCAUAUCCUAUCUAUUAAUGACUCUGAGAAGCCGAGAAAAAGAUAGACAUGCAGCAUUUACAACUAUAGGAUUAAUUGCUGUGGCUGUUGAGAAUGGGAUAGAACCUUAUCUUCCUGAAAUUAUGGACGUCAUCAAAGCUUCUCUGCCAUCCAAAGAGACUCCAAGCAAAAAACGAGGCACAGUACUUGAACCAGCGGUGUUUAUCUGCAUUACUCUGCUGGGGCAUGCAGUAAAGCAAACUAUCGGCCCAGAUAUAAAAGUCCUGUUGGAGCCAAUGCUUGCUACAGGACUUAGCCCGAUUCUCACUAAAUCAUUGCGGGAAUUAGCACAUAGUAUACCAUCUUUGAAACCAGAUAUUUCUCAAGGGCUCUUGCGAAUGCUAUCCCAAGUUCUCAUGCACAAGCCACUUCGCCAUCCUGGAGCACCUCGGACAGCAACAAGUCCGAUUUUGACCUCAGCUACAGAAGCAGAUGUCCCAUCAACAGUACUAGCCCUUAAAACACUUGGCACUUUUAACUUCGAUGGGAAUCCACUGUUACAAUUUGUUAGAAGAUGUGCCGAUCACUUUUUGACUUCUGAGCAAGCUGAAGUUCGAUUGGAAGCUGUGAGAACUUGCUCUAGGCUGUUAAGGCUGGCAUUGAAUCAGCCUGGUCCUACUGUGACCAAUACAGUUUCUGCAGUACUGGCAAAACUUCUAGAGGUAGGCAUCACAGAUACGGAUCCUGACGUCAGAUUUUCGGUCUUAGCAUGUUUGGAUGAAAGUUUUGAUAUUCAUCUUGCUCAAGCCGAGAGUUUAUCGGCACUGUUUGUUGCAAUGAAUGAUGAAAUGUUUGAAAUAAGAGAGUUGGCAAUUUAUACGAUUGGGAGAUUAAGUACAAUGAAUCCAGCUUAUGUGAUGCCAUCUCUUCGUAAAACACUCAUUCAAUUUUUAACUGAACUUGAACAUUCUGGUAUGGGACGUAACAAAGAACAAGCUGCACGUAUGUUGGAUCACUUGGUCGUCAGUGCUCCUCGACUCAUCAGACCAUACAUGGAACCAAUUUUGAAAGUUCUCAUUCCUAAGUUGAAAGAAUCUGAGACCAACCCUGGUGUUGUUCUUGCUGUUCUCAGAGCCAUUGGUGAUCUGGCGGAAGUGAGUGGAUCAGAAAUGCAACAGUGGAUGCCAGAACUGUUGUCUAUAUUACUUGAAAUGUUGGUUGAUGCUAGUUCACCAGAAAAACGAGGUGUUGCCCUGUGGGUUUUGGGUCAAUUAGUUGGGAGUACAGGACAUGUCGUAAAGCCAUACACACAAUACCCGUCUUUAUUAGAUGUGUUAAUCAAUUUCUUGAAGACCGAACAGCAACCCAUUAUUAGGAGAGAAACCAUACGUGUUCUUGGAUUGCUGGGUGCUCUGGACCCUUAUAAACACAAAAUGAACCUUGGUCAAAUUGAUUCGCAGUUGGACUCUCUAACAUCUAUGGCCGAUAUCAGAUCUAAAAGUGACUCUGAAACGAGCCAGGAUUUAACAACCAGUGAAAUGCUUGUAAACAUGUCCUCUUCAACACUUGAAGAAUAUUAUCCUGCAAUUGCAAUUGCCACCUUAAUGCGCAUUAUCCGGGAGCCUACACUCUUCCAGCAUCAUACCAUGGUCGUUCAAGCUGUAACAUUCAUUUUCAAAAGUCUUGGCAUCAAAUGCGUUCCGUACAUUUCCCAGGUGAUGCCUAGCUUUUUAAAUGUAGUUCGAAGUGCUGAUAUCGGUUUUCGAGAAUACCUUUUCCAACAGUUGGCUGUACUUAUUGCAAUUGUAAAACAGCAUAUUCGGAAUUAUUUAGAUGAUAUUUUUGCUUUGAUCAAAGAAGUUUGGACUGUGAACAGUACUUUACAAAGUACGUUGAUACUUCUUGUGGAACACAUUGCUGUUGCUUUGGGUGCUGAAUUUAAAAUUUAUCUCCCACAACUUAUGCCACAGAUUCUAAGAGUUUUGACGCAUGAUACUAGCAAAGAUCGUGCUGUUACUGUCAAGCUACUUCUUGCAUUACAAAAGUUUGGAAAUAAUCUUGACAAUUAUUUACAUCUAGUGCUUCCGCCCAUAGUGAAGCUAUUUUAUGCAACUGACUGCCCAAUUUCGGUAAAUAAAGUUGCUUUAGAAACUGUGGACCAUCUUGCUGAAACAUUGGACUUCACCGAUUUUGCUUCAAGAAUAGUUCAUCCACUGGUGAGAACAUUGGAUACAUGCCCAGAACUGAGAGGCACUGCAAUGGAAACUCUUUGUGCACUUCUGAUUCAACUUGGAAAGAAAUAUAAAAUUUUCAUUCCACUGGUACAGAAAGUUAUGACCAAACACAAAAUUGUUCAUCAAACGUACGAUGUUUAUAUAGAUAAAAUUUUAACUGAAUCUACUGUGACUGAUGGCGAAGAUUAUCUGCUUACACGUCCUCGAGACUUCAGACACAAGCAUCGUGAUUUAUCACUGACCUCCUCGGAUACCACAACAAUUAAACGACUAAAUGUCUCAGCGUCAAAUCUACAAAAGGCUUGGACUGCAACACGCAGAGUAUCUAAAGACGAUUGGCUAGAAUGGCUUCGAAGUUUGUCUAUUGGAUUACUCAAAGAAUCACCGUCUCCAGCAUUGAGGUCCUGCUGGGCACUUGCUCAGACUUAUUCACAACUUCCGAGAGACUUAUUUAAUGCAGCUUUUGUAUCAUGUUGGACUUACCUUGAGGAGCCGUAUCGAACAGAAUUAAUCGAGACUUUGCAGCAAGCUUUAAUGGUACCAGAUCUUCCAGAAAUAACACAAACUAUUUUGAACUUGGCGGAAUUUAUGGAACAUUGUGACAAGGGACCAUUACCAUUGAAUGCAAAGAUAUUGGGUGAACGAGCGAUGCAUUGCCGAGCGUAUGCCAAGGCCCUGCACUACAAGGAAGACGAGUUUCAUAAAAGUCGAAAUAGCAAUGUUUUUGAGUCAUUGAUUUCCAUCAAUAACAAACUCCAACAAAAAGAGGUUGCGGAGGGUUUACUAGAGUAUGUUAUGAAACAACAAAACCAGCAGGACUUGAAAGUACAAGUACGGUGGUACGAGAAAUUACAUAACUGGGAUAAGGCAUUGGAUUUGUAUAAAGACCGUCUGAACAGCGAUCCUAACGAUGUAGAAUCCACUCUAGGAGAGAUGCGCUGCCUAGAAGCGCUUGGUGAAUGGGGACAGCUGCAUGAUGUUGCGACUCGUCAAUGGGCCAACGAAAAUGAUGAGAAUAAACAGAGAAUGUCCCGUAUGGCUGCUGCUGCAGCUUGGGGGCUUGGACAAUGGGAGAGUAUGGAAAAGUACGUGAAUUUCAUCCCCAAAGAUACUCAAGAUGGGGCAUUUUACAGAGCAGUAUUGGCUAUUCAUGAUGAACAGUACAAUGUAGCUCAUCAAUUAAUAGAUAGUGCAAGGGAUUUAUUGGAUACAGAAUUAACAGCAAUGGCAGGUGAGAGUUACCAAAGAGCUUAUAAUGCAAUGGUCGAAGUUCAAAAGUUAGCUGAAUUAGAAGAAGUGAUACAAUUCAAGUUAGUCCCAGAACGAAGGCAGACAAUAAAGUCAAUGUGGUGGGAAAGAUUGCAAGGUGGACAACGUGUGGUAGAAGAUUGGCAGAAAAUCAUUCAAGUCCACACGUUGGUGGUAUCUCCUCAAGAUGAUAUGUACACUUGGCUGAAAUAUGCAAGCCUCUGCCGAAAGAAUGGCAGCCCCAUGUUGUGUCACAAGACAUUAGUUAUGCUGUUGGGAAUGGAUCCAUCUCAGAAUCCAGAUCAGCCAUUGCCUACAACACACCCUCAAGUGACAUUUGCUUACUGUAAACACAUGUGGAUGGCAAAUAAUCGAGAAGCAGCUUACAGUCAGCUUCAACGAUUUGUACAAACUUCGUUACAGCCAGCAACAAUAUCUGUGCUCAAUCAAGAUGAUGAGAAGCAACAAGAAGUUAGGAAGAGAUUGCUAGCUCGAUGCUAUUUGAAACUUGGAGAAUGGUUGGAGGCGCUAGAGGGGAUAAGCGAACAUUCCAUUCCAGCUGUACUAUCAUACUAUGCAGCUGCAACGAAACAUGAUCCAUCGUGGUACAAAGCAUGGCAUGCUUUUGCUUACACGAAUUUUGAAACAGUUCUAUUUUAUAAACAUCAACAAGGUGAUACCAACAUUGACAAUGUACCAGGCAAUGCCACACGUGCGGGAUUAUCAAGUUCUCAAUAUAUUUCUCAGUUUACUGUACCAGCAGUGGAAGGAUUCUUCAGAUCAAUUAAUUUGUCACACGGUAGUUCACUGCAGGAUACUUUACGAUUACUGACUUUGUGGUUUGAUUAUGGACAGUGGCCUGAAGUAUACGAAGCCAUUGUCGAAGGAAUACGAUUAAUCGAAAUUAAUACGUGGCUCCAAGUAAUACCCCAGCUUAUUGCCAGAAUCGAUACACCUAGGGCUCUGGUUGGUCGUUUGAUACAUCAUCUGUUGAUUGAUAUCGGUAAAACUCACCCUCAAGCUUUGGUGUAUCCUUUGACUGUUGCGUCAAAAAGUGCAAGCUCUGCUCGCAAGACCGCUGCUAAUAAAAUAUUAAAAAAUAUGUGUGAACACAGUCCUACGUUGGUACAGCAAGCUGUCUUAGCCAGUGACGAAUUGAUUAGAGUUGCAAUUUUGUGGCAUGAACUCUGGCAUGAAGGUUUGGAAGAAGCCAGUAGAUUGUACUUUGGUGAGAGAAAUGUCAAGGGGAUGUUUGAUACUUUAGAGCCUCUUCACGCUAUGUUAGAACGAGGGCCACAAACCUUGAAGGAAACAUCAUUCAAUCAAACUUACGGAAGAGAUUUGAUGGAAGCAAAGGAAUGGUGUUAUAGGUACAAAAUGUCUGGAAAUGUGAAAGACUUGAAUCAGGCAUGGGAUCUUUAUUACCAUGUAUUCAGAAAAAUCUCAAGGCAAUUACCGCAACUCACAAGCCUCGAACUACAAUACGUCAGUCCAAAAUUGUUAGUUUGUCGAGAUUUGGAAUUAGCUGUUCCUGGGAGCUAUAGCCCAGGACAUCCUAUUGUUAGAAUUGCGAGUAUUCAAGGUUCCAUGCAAGUGAUCACCAGCAAGCAGCGACCUCGGAAGCUCUGUAUUAAGGGAAGCAAUGGCAAAGACUAUAUGUUCCUACUAAAAGGUCAUGAAGAUCUUAGACAGGACGAACGUGUCAUGCAACUUUUUGGUCUAGUCAAUACACUGUUGCUGCAUGAUCCAGACACAUUCAGAAGAAAUCUCACUAUUCAGAGGUAUGCUGUAAUUCCACUGUCUACCAAUAGUGGUCUGAUUGGCUGGGUACCACAUUGUGACACUCUACAUACACUAAUACGCGAUUAUCGAGAAAAGAAAAAGAUACUGCUGAACAUCGAGCAUAGAAUAAUGCUAAGGAUGGCACCGGAUUAUGAUCAUCUCAUGCUAAUGCAGAAAGUGGAAGUCUUUGAACAUGCUUUAGAACACACUCAUGGGGAUGAUUUAUCUCGUCUUUUGUGGCUAAAAUCGCCAUCCAGUGAAGUCUGGUUUGAUCGUAGAACAAAUUACACACGUUCUCUUGCAGUGAUGUCGAUGGUUGGCUAUAUACUGGGUCUUGGAGAUCGACAUCCUUCCAAUUUGAUGUUGGACCGUUUAAGUGGAAAAAUUCUUCACAUAGACUUUGGUGAUUGUUUCGAAGUAGCCAUGACUCGUGAGAAGUUUCCAGAGAAGAUCCCUUUUCGGUUGACGCGAAUGUUAAUUAAUGCAAUGGAGGUAACAGGAAUUGAAGGAACAUACAGACGGACAAGUGAAUCGGUUAUGUCAGUGUUACAUCGAAACAAAGACAGUUUAAUGGCUGUGUUGGAGGCUUUUGUUUAUGAUCCCCUGUUAAACUGGAGACUAAUGGAUAAUGCAGUUCCAAAAACCACACGAUCAGAUGCUCAAGGUAUUACCGCAAGUAGUAGUCAGGAGCAUGGGGAUAUGCUAGAUUCUCACAGUGCUACUCUACCAAAGAAAGGAGUUCCUUGUAGCGUCGAAAAUGGAGGAGAUAACAAUCAGCCAGAGGCUCUGAACAAAAAGGCCUUGGCAAUUAUAAAUAGAGUGAGAGAUAAAUUAACAGGCCGUGAUUUUUCACACGAGGAGACACUUAAUGUUCAACAGCAAGUUGACUUGCUAAUCCAACAGGCAACGAACAAUGAAAACCUCUGCCAGUGUUACAUUGGAUGGUGUCCAUUCUGGUGAGAGCUGGGUUGUACAAAAUAGUUUUUUCACAAUAAUUGUUGAACUAUGCUUCAUCGCCUAAUCUUUUCUGAGAUUCAUGGGAGCUCCAGCUAUUACUCAAUAGGAUUUACAGAUGAUUCAGGGUAAAUUCUGUUCCAUAUGCUCUUAAAAUCAUAUUCGUAAAUGAUUACGAUGGUGAACCAUUCAAACGUGUAGAUAUAUACGGAAAAAAAUGCUGCGCUUGUUUUCUUAAUUUUAUAACAGUGCCUCAUUAUCAAUGCGUAUUAGUAUUUUCGAUCAUUAAGAAAUAAGAGUCGCUAUGAAAAAGGUGAAUUAGUUCAAGAUCGCAUUUUCAUAUACAACACAGCGAUUAACGUUGUUUCUACCAAUUUUAGGCUUCUUCCUUGUUUUGCCAUAGCCUUUUUGGCAUAUUGAAGUACGAAGAAAGUACCACCACUCUACUAAUUCAGUUCAAAUAUUCAAUAGCUGUGUGCUGUAUGCUGUCAUGAUCAUAGAUGUGAUCAAUAAUGGUUUCGAACAGUUUACUUAAGUAUUUCAAAUUCACUUGAUUCUGAUGAUUAGGCAUUAUGAACCGCUAAUGAUUUGUGGAUAUCGAAUAUUCUGUUCCCAAAUCAUUUAAUAUGUACUUUAUCUUGUAUAUAUUGUGUAUUAUUUCAUUUUAGAAAUAUUUGAUAUCUUAAUGUAUUAUAGUUUGUGUUUAGGAUAAAAGUAGGUGAUGAAGUAAAAUUUAGUUUUAAUUACGGUAAUUUGUACAAAGUGCUUUAUUACGCGAAACAAUUGGGAAAUCGAAUUUAUGUAAUAGAGGAAAUCGUUGGCAUAGAAUUAUAAUUUGAAAUAACUUUAACUCUUGAUGGCACAAUUGCUAUUUUUAUAAUUUUCAUUAUUCACCAUCAAACUUCUUUACAGUCUUACGGACGAGGAAAAUGAGUAAAUAAUUAAAUAAAUCGACUGAGAUUUACCAAAA